UCUUUUUUGUUUAGGUGGCGUGUGCCUUAUUUUUUCUUUCGCUUAGUUUUUUCGAUGUACCGUAUUAAGUAGUGUUUCCCCACUCUAAUAAGUUGCUGCUGCCUACUAAUGGCUACCGUUGUCCUGGAGAAGUUACUGCAGCAGCUUUCGCUGAAGGAAUCUCCGGAGCGAGUCAAGAUUUCGGAAAUUUCUGCGAAGGCAACAGACGUCGGCUGCAGUUCUGGUGAUGAUGAUGAAGACGUGUCUGUGAGGAAGGAUGUAAGUGUCCCGGAUUUCCGGAAGCUAACAAUAGUUCCGAGGGCCAGUGAUCUGCUCGAAGACUGUGAUUACCCCGUGCCUGUGAAUAAAGUGACGGAACCGUAUUCGAGUUGUGAUGAGUACCUGGACACGCAUUUCCGGCUCACGCGCGAAAACUUCGUGCGUCCAUUGAAGGAAGCUGUGCAGAAUCACGUCAAGGGGGAGAAUGCGUGGAAUCGUCGCAUUUACCAAGAUGUGUCCAUGCAGUCUAUGUGGUGUUCGCGGAAUCGGAUCGGGCUGCUGAUGAAGUUCAACGUUGAGAAGUUGAAAGGGAUCUACUGGGAGGAGAGCAAGUUUUUGACCCCGGGUUCCCUGUUAUGUUUGUCCUGCGACGGGUUCAAGUCUAUGCAUUUUGUGACGGUGUACGACCGGAAUUCCUUGAUGGCGGCCAAGGGCUUGAUUUUGGUGAUGUUGGAGUCGCCGGGAGUCGAUGAGCUUAAUUUGGCCAUGUGGAAGACGAAUGAUUGGGUGGCUGUGGAAAGUCCGGGAUACUUUUUGGCGAUCCGUCACGUGUUGCACAAUUUACAAACCGUGCAGUUCGACCAGUAUCCGAUUGCCAAAUGCGUGUUGGGAUUUGAAGGUGGAUUCGAAAAGCCUGGAUACUUGGAAAUGUUUCUGUCGAUGAGCAAGCGUUUGACGAUUCCCGCAAAGCACUCGUCUUUGCCAGAUAUUUCGAUCGACUUCUCACAAGAUUCCCGAGGAAACUGGCCGGAUAACAAAGGCUUCGGCUUGGAUAAUUCUCAGCUGGAGGCUUUAAAGUGCGGGCUUUUGAAUCAAGUCGCUGUUAUCCAAGGACCACCUGGAUGCGGAAAAACGUACGUAGGCUUGAAACUUGUCAAGGCCAUGCUUGCAAAUCGAGCGUGGGGCAACAGGAGCCCGAUCCUCGUCAUCUGCUACACUAAUCAUGCACUCGACCAAUUUCUAGAAGGUAUAUUAAAGUUCACGAAGCGAGUUGCUAGGAUUGGAGGCAGGAGUAAGAGUGCGUUGCUGGAAAAGUACAACAUCAGGGAGUGGUUGCAAACACGGAGUUUGUUGCAGCGAAAAAUUGCGAUAAACGUUAGACCGUAUACUCCUGCGCAAAAUUUGCUCCUCAAGGUCAUGACGAAAAAGAAGAAGUUGCAAAAAAAAAUUCAGAUGGAUUUUAUUUACCAAACGAUUCUAUCCUCGGGUGCGGGAAUCGUGAAGCUGCGUAUAUUGGAUCCAAAACUAGUAAAGAAGAGUAAAACCAGCACCAUGAAAUGGCUAGGUAUUCAGAGUGGACUCACAGUUCCGGAAACGUUGGUGAAUGAAAUCCUUGAUGCGGAACGCCAGCAAGUUGAAGCCGUGUAUGGAGCCAGUGGCAGAGAAAAGUUUCUAAAAUCGCUAAAUUUCAAACAAUGGGACGACUUCGGAGAAACGCGAAAUGGCGCUGGAUCCAGCACUGGCGAAGAUGCAUCCCACGUCGAGUACGAAGCCACUGUUCUACGAGCUCAGAGAGACAUCGACGAGUGGUACGACAUCGAAGACGACGAGGAAGGAGACAUUUCUUUGUAUUGUAUCGACAAGGAAGAAAGAAAGAAGAAUGCUUUUCUUCAAAGUUUAUUGUUCGAAACAAGCGUCACCCGAUGCAGGGAAAUUAUCGCCGUUGCGAAUGAAGAAAUUCAGGAUCUCCAAGAAAAGCAGAAAGCAGGGAAAGCCGAUCUCGAGGAAGCGAAACGAGCGGCUCGUGGUAACAGAUGGAAGAUGGUGGCUUUCGAACAUUUGAAGGAUUCGUAUGAAGCUGAGUGGUUGCAAUCGGAGUCAACCAUCAACGUGCUCAAGAAGGAAAUUGUCGAUGCUGAUAAACUCAUAAUCACGUUGAAGAGCGUGAUCAAACUUUUGCGAGUCCCAGAUUCGGUUCAGUUGCCGCCUCCGAAAAUCAAAUUACCGACUGACGCGGUUCAGCUGAACAACAUGCGGUUGAAGGACAAGUGGCUCUUGUACAGAUACUUGGUGAGCCUGCGAUUGACAGAACGUCGGAAUGCGAUGGCUGAGCUGGCUGAAAACUACAGGAAAGCUGUUCAAAAAAUGGAAGAUUGUCGGUCUUCGCUUGCCGUCGAUGUGAUGAGUGCCAUGGAUGUUAUCGGCAUGACGACGACUGCUGCUUCGCGAGACAUUUCCAAGUUGUCGAGACUGAAUCUUAAAAUCGUCGUCGUUGAAGAAGCAGCGGAGGUUUUCGAGUCGAGCAUUAUCACAUCCUUGACGAGAAGUUGCGAGCAUUUGGUGCUUAUAGGGGAUCACAAGCAGUUGAGACCAAAAGCAGACGUGGUAAAACUUGCUCAAGAGCAUCGCAUGGACGUGUCACUAUUUGAGCGACUGGUGAAGAACAAGUUCCCGUUUGUGCAAUUGGAAAUGCAGCAUCGAAUGCGACCCGAAAUUGCGAACCUCAUCCGACCUCACGUCUAUCGCCGGCUUUUUGAUCACGCCUCUGUGAAAAACUAUCCCAAUGUGCCGGGAAUUGCCAAAAAUGUGUUCUGCGUCACGCACGAAAUGAAGGAGUCCUUGGAUUCCAAAACAAAAAGUAUGCAGAAUAAGUGGGAAGCUGAAUACUUGCUUGCUCUGUGCCAAUAUCUGCUGCAACAAGGGAUAGAUUCGGGAAGAAUCACGAUUUUAUCGCCGUAUUCUAGGCAAAUCCGAAACCUCUCCGAACAUCGAGAGCAAUAUCCGUUGACGAAACACGUUUACAUCACGACAGUCGACAAUUUUCAAGGAGAAGAAUGCGACAUAAUCUUGUUGUCACUCGUCCGAAGCAAUGAUGACAAUGUGAUCGGCUUCCUCGGGAAUAUGAAUCGAGUCAAUGUUGCGUUGUCUCGUGCGAAACACGGAUUGUACAUUGUUGGCAACAUGAAGAUGUUGUCGGAAAAUGCGAAAAUUUGGGAAGACGUGCGGGAUUCCAUGGAGAAGAGUGAAGCGAUAGGACCCGCUUUACCGCUGUACUGUUCGAUCCAUAAGGACGGGACUAAUUUUGCGAAGAGCCCUGAAGAUUUCAGGAAACAUGGCGGUUGUGAUCAGCUUUGUGGACAGCGCUUGAGUUGUGGACACAAGUGUACCCGGAUCUGCCACGCCUAUGAUCGGGCCCACAUGACCGAAGAAAUGUCUUGCACUGAGCCUGUCAAACGACUCUGCUCGAGAGGGCUUCACAGCAUGCGUUAUCUGUGUGGCACAAAUGUCACAGGGAUUUGCCGAAUAUUUUAUGCUGGCGUUUUGGCGUGUGGACACGAGAGUUCGAACAUUCCUUGCAUCUGUCUUGACGCAAGCACUUCUGCUGGACGUGGUGCUUUGGAGAGCCCACGUUGUGAGGAGCCAUGUGGCAGGAUGUUCCUGAAGUGCCAACACGAAUGUGGUCUCAACUGUGCGCACAUCUUGCAAGAUGCUUUGGAUACAGAUAAUUCUUUGUUACACAAUUCCACGUACCAGGCACUCUAUCUGAAGUUCGGUGCAUUGAACGAUGCUAUUCAUUCUGAUUGGUGCCCGCAAUGUCUGGUGAAAGUGGAAAUCGGAGGCUUGAACAGAAAGCAGAUGAGAGAAAAGUUGGCUGAUCUGGUUUUUGAUUGCGACGCAAUCAGACCGGUUUUAUUCAGAGCUGAUGAACCCUGGAAGAGCAGGAAAGGUGUGGCCCAGAAUAACCAGAAGAAUCGAGGUGAUUCGGGGUCUUUUGACGCGACGGAAGUUAUUCUCCAGGACUUCGAUGAAUAGCACGUGAGCAGUAAGCAGCAAAAAACUUGUUUUUCCCCUGUCCUGAAUUUUUUUUUUUGGGCAAAGAAUCGGAAUAUCUUUUUUGGUUUAAGAUUGGCUUUGUUGAGGCUUUAAUUAUGCUACUGUAACAAUCUUCAAGUGAUCGCGAAUCAAUCGGGGUAUAAAUUCCUCGAAUUUUCAUAGAAGGGUAGUGCAGUUAGAUUUGUUGAUCUUGAAUACCUGCGUUGGCGAAUACUUUGUUUUUGGGAUACAUUUCUAUCGGUAUGCGUUUGUUUUGAAUCGAAGAUGAACGAAGAAUCAUGUUAGCAUUUGAAGGGAUUAUGUCUGAGUCGAAUCUGCGCGCAAGAAUCGUUUUCAAUUGUCGGACAAAAUCGCUGAAAUAUUUUGUUCAAAAAAUGUUGCUGUGCUCGAUGAGAAUGUGAUCGGUAAUUCUUGUUUAAAUUUUUGAGGCGUGUGUUCUAUUAAAUCGCGUUUUUUUUC
Molecule: messenger RNA, 4491 nt
Organism: Notodromas monacha
Lineage: Eukaryota; Metazoa; Arthropoda; Ostracoda; Podocopida; Cyprididae
Source: the annotation of a GenBank genome assembly